Messenger RNA from Parasteatoda tepidariorum (common house spider), 1783 nucleotides. The record is from RefSeq and is a predicted model, not a curated record. Lineage: Eukaryota; Metazoa; Arthropoda; Arachnida; Araneae; Theridiidae.
ACGUGAAUAUUUAUUUUCUUUAAACUGAUUUUUGGUCUCAAGACAUUCAUUUUAGCAUUUUUAAUCGCUUAAAUAUUCUGUAUAGAAGCAUUGCUUCGUUUAUGCAUUGGAAAUUUUAGAUACAAUUUUUUGAAUCUUUAGAUAUAAUGAACGAAAUUAUUUCUUUCAUUUAACAUGUAUAUUUAAAAUUAGUUUCGGAAUUCUGAAUAUUCCUUAAUAAGUCUCAAAUUUUAAAUAUAAGUUAAUUUUAAGGUUUUUUACGCAAAUAAUCACGCAUGACUACUCUAAGUGGUACUGAUUCAGUUUUUAUUGAACGAUUUUUAAGUGCUUUUAAAACCAUUGGAGGAAAUGAUCUUGGUUUUAUCGAUUACAAUGUAUUUAAAAACCUUUUGAACAAGAUAAGUGGUGCUGACGGAAAUGCUAUUUUGAAUUUAAUUGCUGACGAACAACAUGUCCGUGAGGGACAGCUAGAUUUCAUCAGUUUAUGCUUUUCAAUUUUGACUUUCAAAACUGUUUUUAAUUCAUUUUCGUCUGAGAACGGAAAAGUUCAACUUGUAAAUUCUGGAGUCAAUACUCAAACCUACGUUAAAAAUAAAGGCACAAGUAAUCAUGGUAAUAUUCAUUCAACUAAUGUAGCUGGUUUAAAUGCGGAGGCACAUUUUACAAAAUCUGUUAAAGGCAUACUGUUUUAUAAAAACGGGGAUCAACUUGGCUACCGAUAUCAGCUUGAAGUUUUAGAAAACUCUCUGGUAGAAAUCUUUGCUAAAAGUAUAAUUGAUGGAAGUAAGAAAUACUAUCACCAUUUUAAUUUCAUAUAUUUACUUGCUAUAUAUUAUGCAUGUCCGGAUAGCAAAAUACCUAUAGAGAUUUUGGUAUUUCAAGAUGGGAAGAAGAAAUUGUUUGUUUCCUCCUCAUCAGUCAUUAAUGAAAGUGGUUACUGCUCCGUGAAGCUUCAAUUAAAGAAAGGAAAAUACGUUUUAAUUCCCAUUCUUCAAAAGUGGGACCAGAUAUCCGAUAACAUAUCUUACCUUCAGGAUGCAAAUCUUCUGAUGCAGCGUAAUGAAGAUUCUAAUCCAGAAUUCUCUCUUCCGUGUGAAAAUGCUUUGAGAAAAGUGUUUGAAGCCAUUGAUGUCGAUGGAAAUGGCCUCUUAAAUCAACUGGAGUUUGAUUUAUUUAUUCGUUAUACUUCUGGGGAAACAGCGGCUGAAGAAUGGACCACUGUUGAAGAUAAUUUUAAAAUGCAAAAUGGUCAGCUUACCUUUGAUGGUUUCUUGGAACUUUACAGAUUAGUCUUACAAUCAGACCCUCCUGAUCUUUUAAAUAUGUUUCAGCAAAUGGGUAUAAAUGAUGAAUUUGAACUGAAAAAUGUUCAACAAUUUGCACUUGUUGUAAAAUCUGAGACAGCCAAAUUCCACCUGACUCCUUUACCAAUUUCUUCUUAUUUGGAAGUGUCUGAAAAAGUUUUGAAGAAAUCAGCCGUUGAACAGGGUGUGUCUUCAAAAAUAAAAGAAAUGAAUGACUUGUUUCUUUUCAAACACAUUUUACCCCAUAGAGUUACUCUAGUCAUCCAAAAUCAGUCACAUAGCAAAGUGAUGGUGAAUCUAGAUUGCAGUGAUAGCGUUAACUGUGAGAGUCACAGGAAAAACCUAAGUUAUUCUGCUGAAGUAACUCCAAGAACAAGCAAGAUUGUUCAUCAUCUGUUUCCAAUUGAUGUAAACAAAGAUUGGAAUGUAGACUAUAAAGAAUCAUUUAAAACUGACUUAAAAUAAAAUGUACAAAACUA